Messenger RNA from Mercenaria mercenaria, 8680 nucleotides. RefSeq names its product T-cell-specific guanine nucleotide triphosphate-binding protein 2-like. Bases 440 to 2083 code for a protein of 547 amino acids. Gene Ontology annotation, molecular function: GTP binding. The transcript has 9 exons. The record is from RefSeq and is a predicted model, not a curated record. Gene Ontology annotation, cellular component: membrane. NCBI's taxonomy places the organism in Eukaryota, Metazoa, Mollusca, Bivalvia, Venerida, Veneridae.
AAUUAUGAAAUAGAUUGACUGACGACAAACAGCCGAUUAACACGCAACGCACGGAAUAAAGUAUUUGAAUUUAAAUGAGGCACAAAAGACGUUUACGGGUCCGUCAGCGAUACAGUGUCUACAGGAAUAUUAAAAUAAAUUAAUCUUAUAAAAAUAUGCAGAUGGAGUGGUUUGAAAUCUACAGACUUACGGAUUUGUGACAAUUAUACGAUAUUAUUGUGUUAUACCUGCAAAGAUGUAUUAAAAUGUCUGAUCUCAACAACACUAAGCACCAGUAGUACAACUUUGCACAAUAUGGAAUCUAUGUAUGAUAUGGUAUGACAACAUUACCACCUGCCCCUGAUGACCUUCUUUAUGCAAUAAGAUGGACGUAAUUGCGGAAAGCCCGCGUUAAACCUAGAACGUUUCAAUGCAGGGCACUUGCAACAGAUAAUAAAUCAUGGACGAUGGCAGCACCGGAACACCAAUUCCCUUCAAAGUGACAGAUAACAUCAAAGCAAAACCUAUUUUGCUUAUCUAUCAUACAUUCGAGGAUUUCAUGAAACAAUGCAGAGAAAUAUUUGAUAUAUCCACUGAGGAAGAGAUUACAUUAGAAUCAGCCGAUGACGGAUGUGUAGUUGACAAAGGUGCAAUUCCGUAUUUAGAUCCGAAGUCUUUACUGAUUUUGCAUACCACAAAGAAAUCAAAGACAAAUGCAGGCCAUAAAGCAGACUGGACCCAAAACACUGGUGAAUCGCACUCGUUAAGAAAAACUGAUUUGUCUUGCAGCGGGAAAAUUCCUUCUUUGGAUGAUUUAGCUGACAUAACAAAUAAGGUUGGGAACGUUACCACAACUUCCUGUCAGAAGACCACAUCAGAUAAAAGAGAAACUCCCAACCGUAGCUCGUUCGAUUGGGCAACAGAAACAAUAGAAAAGCAGACAUCUGGCGCAGUUAUGAUUAAGGAGUUCGCAUCUAAACACGGGACAAUAAACAUCGGAGAAAUCAUUAAAAGCACCGUGCAUGACUGGAAAUCGGAGAAACUAGCAAUUGGAGUUGUUGGUCAGACUGGGUCUGGAAAAUCUUCGUUAAUAAAUACUCUAAGAGAUCUAAAUGAUCCCGAGAAUGAACAUUAUGCUCCGGUUGGCACGACAGAAACUACGAGUAAGUGCAAGUCAUACCCCCAUCCAAAGUAUAGUAAUCUUGUAUUUUGGGACAUUCCAGGUGUUAAUUCAACCACUUUUCCUCAAGGAACGUACCUUCGUGAUAUUGACAUUAACAAGUAUGAUUUUUUUCUUAUAUGCUCAGAAACCCGAUUCAAAGAAUGUGACAUAUGGUUGGCAAACGAGAUUGAAAAGUUGAGAAAGCAUUUUUAUUUUAUUCGUACAAAAAUAGAUCAAGAUUUGAGAAACACUAGAAAACAGAGAGGAGCAAACUAUAAUAAAGCAAAUGAAAUGGCAGCCAUAAGACAGGAAUGCAGGGACAAAUUAGAUGGAAACUCACCAAUCUUUUUAGUCUCGAGCUUUGAUCCUCACAAAUUUGACUUCCCGAGAAUGGUAAGUCAGUUGAUUGAAAAUGCCCCUGCAGAGAAGAAACGCAUACUCAUUAUGGGUAUGGUCAGUACUUCAGAAGAACAUAUUUGGAGAAAAUAUUCCUGUCUUAAGGCAGAUAUUUGGAAAGUUGCAUUUCUUUCGGGGAUAGUAAAUCUCGUUCCUGUUCCGGGGUUUUCCAUUGCGAUAGAUCUACCACUUGUAUACAGAACCGCAAUGACUUACCGAGACGCAUUUCAAUUAUCAGAGGCUGAUAUUGAGCGAUAUUCGUCUCUGUGUGGUGUAGAUAAGAGUAAAUUCACAUCUGAGGCAAAGCUGUCAAUAACUGCCAAUUUUUUUAAGAUGGAUGCUUUUAAACUUUUUCUUUUGGCUUUAAUGACCGUUGGAGAAGCCACAACUGGAAUGUUGGCCUUUAUUCCAUUAGUUGGUAGCACUGUAUGCGCAACAAUGUCCUACAAAUUUACAGGAAAUACCCUUCAGGAAAUACUAGACAGGUGCAAAGAUGAUGCAAUAAAAAUUAUUGACUUCGUAAGUACUCAUCAUAUAGAUGACUAAGAUAAAUAAACAAGCAUAAAGGGAUGCGCAUCUGAUAUAUGAAAUACGUAUUCACUAAUAGACUUGCCUUACAAUAAGCACAUAUUUAAUAUUCUUCUUUUUAGUAGCAAGUAUACAUCAAUCAUUCAGGAUUUCAUUUGUACAUUUACGUGUAAUUAUAGAUGUAUUUCAUACUGCAUCCAGAAACCAACUAAGGGAAGGACAAAAUGCGGUCCCUGAAAACAACUGGUCUCAUGAUACAACAUAUAUCUCCAACAACGCUAAAAGGAACUGCAACAUUAACAUUAAAGCAUUAACGUCUUGGAAACAAAAUAUUUUUAACAUUGUUGAUUCUCAUAUACAAUUUUACCAAACAAAUGAACACCUACUUCCACUAAAACCCAAGUUUACUUUAAGGCAUUUGAAAAAGGAUAUCCAAGAAUUUCAUGCUCAUGUAACUCUCAACAAAUAGAACAAAAGCAGAUCACAAAAUCAUAAUUAUGUACACGGUUCAGGGGGUAUUUUGAUUGAUAUCACAACAUUUCUAUUAUCUUCACAUUUACACAACUCGGUUCAGCAUUAUACAUCAAAGGAGACGCUAAAUCACGAAGGGCAAACGUAAAGUCGUCUACUAUCUAUGCGUACAUCACACUUCUGUCCAUACUGUUACAGUACAAACACGUUUCCACAAAACAGUAGUGUCUAAACUGUUCUAUUUAUUCUGUUUUAUUACAAAUCAUCUAUCACUUGGUUUUUAUCCUAUAAAUAGUUUAACUGCAAUGCAUCCCGUAUAAAGUCGCCCCGACUUCAUCUCAGUGUAUUUUCUGGUCCUUCGGGAUCAUUGAUGUCAACUCAUUUAGUUUUGAAGAUUGAAUACAGCUUAAGCCGGUGCUAGGGCGUUUGGGCAGUGUUGCAUUUUCCAUUACUGCUCAUGAACAGACUCCAUCAAACCGAGUCUGCAAUCUUCACUGUUUGCCUUGUUCUUGGUGCUUCCGAGGGAUCUACUUUUCAGAUUUUAUCUUUAGUAUUUACAUAGACGGCGGAAAUGCUGGCACCAGGCCUUUCGCAUCUUUUUUCCGGAAGAAGUGUCUUUUUGCUUGGCAAUUUCUUUCUGCUUUUUUCUUGUAUGUCGGUGGCAAAAUCCCACUUUUUGCUUUAUAACUUUCAGGCACGUGGCCUUGAUUGACCCCUGUAUCGAAUUUAAGGCUAAUGUCUUCAUUUAUUGUUGCCUAGUAAAAGACUUACCUUAAUCAACAGCGCCUGAUAUGCUGCUUUCAUGCAGUGUUUGGAACAAUAUCUGAGGAUAGAACUCAUGUUCCUUGUAUUCUUACUUAUAUGAAGUGUCCAAGUAAAAGGUUACUGAAAAGUUUAUACAGGCUACAAGUUUGAGUAACAUGUUUUAAAAUGUGUAUACAUAUAAGCGAAAGUGUAGGCAUCAUUAACAGAACAAAAUGUCGAGUCACUAUUUUUUGUUCAAUAGAUAGUCAUCAGCAUACAGACGCCCUUGUGGUAUUACAGUAGUGGCAGAUCUUUUGUAUACACAUAGAAUAAAAAUGUCCUAUGAAAGUAGCAUGGGGAAAAAAGUUAAAGUAAAACUUUAAUUUGGCUUAGGUUUUUCUUUUUUGACAUUUACAGCAUAAUUGUUUUGGGAAAGGUGUUUGAUGUAACGCUUAAGACAUUACUAAAACUUUAGUGGUGCGUUAAAUAUUCAUUUUUUUAUGCUUACUGGUGAAAUACUGCAAAUUAUCAGUGGAAUAUUUCUCUUCAUCACUCUCAGUGACGAUUUUCAUUUUAAGGAAAAAUUAUCUUCCUUUAAAAAUGUAUUCAUCAAUUACCUCCCUCUGCUGCCUUUAGAAUAACUGGUACCCUAUAGUUGCUCUAAUUUUCUAGCCAUAAAAAGUCAUUUUAAGCUUAGCAUUCCUGUAUAGAACAAACAAGCUAUACUUACGUUUUCAAAGACAUAAAAGUAAUGCUCUAGAAAUGUUACCUUGGUUGUUCAUGCAUACGUGUCCUCCAUUUUUCAUUUGAUAAGAGCUCUACUAUCGUUUGGUAGAUUAUACUGGCGAGAGCAUAUUUAAUUGAUUGUUGUCUUAGUUAAUUAGUACAACCUUACGUAAUAUGCCAGCAAUUUCGUCGAAGUACUACCAGACGCAGACUUGUUCCGAAUUUCGCAACAUGCAGCUCCUAUAUCAAUAUUUCCUGGUAAUUUCUGUUCAAUCCAUGAUAAUAUUUUAUUCAGCUGCUAUUUUUAAGUCGGAUGUCAGUAAUCCCCCAGUUUUUACGUUCUUCGUGAUGUUUUUAAUCUGACCAUCAGUAUGUGUUUGUGUGGUAAAAAAAGAAAGCUUCCAGGCAUUGAACGGACUGAUGGCAUUAACCAGAAAGUUUUAAAUAUGCAUACUCAACUAUUGACAUUUCCCACUGUCUGUUAGCCGCGGACGGUGUAUUUUUCAAGCAAAAUAUUUUAAGUCAGUUUUUGGUUUGUUUUGUGUUGAUUUCGCAGACCUGAUCACCAAUAUUUGACAAGUGACCGUGAUCAUUUAGCGGAUGCAUCACAUGUAACAUAGUGGCCUAAAUAAAUACAUUUUUCAUGAAGUAUGAUUCUCAUUUGAAUUUGUAAGCGUGCAAUAAAAAGAAAUUUCACAAAUUAGCAUAAAAUAAAAAAAAACAACAGUUGUUUGUUCUCAGUGCGAUAUCAAAAUAUAUAUUCACCGAUAAUUUUAAGGGAGCCAGUUCAAUAUUUUCACGAAUUGUUUCCCUUAUUAGUGAAGAAAUAUUUUGAUAUAUCACUGCAAACAAACAAAUAUCCUUCAUAGUGUAAAUACAAAAUUGUUGUGUUAUUAUUAAAAUGUCAGAGAUAUUUUUAAAGUUAUAUUUUAAAUUGAAAAGUAUUAAAUUCCUAGCGCAGUAUAGCUGUAGUUAAAAGGUUGAGGAAGAUUCUUCAAUAACUAAUAAAACUAUUAUUUACAUAUAUAUCGUAGCUAGUCAAAUGUACAAUGUCAGAUGCGAAAUAGUUUCAAAUCAUGAUAAUUCAAAAUACUACAUCAUUGAUUUAGGCUAUAAUUCAGGAAAAGAACGAUUAAACAUAUUACUUUUUCAGUGUGGAUAUUAAGAUGCUGCUUUAAUAAGUAUUAAAUGGUAUUAAAUGGUAUUUCAGCAAUGUGUAUGAAUGUACAAAAAACAAAUGAUCUAACAUAAACAUUGAUCGUUAGCAAUAUAUACGGCAGAAAUAUGUUGUAAAUUAUGACUAAACUCAUUAAAAUGUCACAAACAUAGGUCAUUUCGAAUAGAGAGGUUUAUACAUGGAAAAAGACACCACAAGUUAUCUUUUUACAGAGCAUCCUCUGAGGGGCAACACUACUACGCAGUGAGGCUGCUUCUCAUUCAUUUCGUUUGUAGUAUUCGCUCUUUAGCGUUUAUAUACAUGUAGUACAGAGAUUCGUUUGCCAACCAAUGUCAAGAUUCUGAGGUCUUUUAGGUAAUUAUUUGUGACUUUUGGAGUAUAAAACAGACUGAUCUGUAUUUUGUAGUGCGACAGUGAUCAAGUAUUUAAAAGCAAAAUCAUAUUUUCGUUAUUUUGCUUUUGUAAUUGUCUUCACUUCUGAAUGCCUUCAUAUAAUCACUUUGUAUUCAUUUGUUUUCAAAUUCAGAAUUAAGUGCAUUUUAUGACUACAUCUUAUGUAUCUUUUGUUAGUAAACAUUAGACGUUUUGAAGUGAAUAUAUUUACACCUUUUGAUAUGGGAAUGAUGUAUAGAUGCAAUUUCAUUUUAUUGUUGUGUGAAAAUUAUUUUUAAAUGUAAAUAAAUUUUGUUCGAUCAUUCCGCUAUUAAUAAUACAUUUAAUAAAACAAAACAAUUCAACGGUCAAUUUGUACAACAUUCGUUUUUAUCCAUUAAAUUCUAAAAUUACUGCAGAUAUAUUAUUGACUGUUUGUAUCGCCAUUUUUGUCGCGAUGAACUUGGCAAUAUAAUUGUUAAUUAUUAGUCAUUAGUCAUUUGUAAGUGUUAAGCUAACCCACUUUUUAGUAUGUAGAUCAUUGAGUAAUUUAUGCACACUCAAUUAUGCUGUGGACGUGAAAAUGUUCCACGACAUAACACAGACUGUGUCAGUCAGUGGUUUUGAUGAUAAAGAAAAAAUGUGAAUCUACACAUGCACUAUUAUUAUUGGAAAUGUAAUCGUUCUAAAUAUUCAUUAUUGUGUUUUUUUAUAAUCAUUUGAUUUUUGUACAAAUCAGAAAAAAAAUUGAACACUCUUUGAAAAUUUAAAUAAAAACAUGUAGGAGGAACAAGUGCCAAACAUGUUUUCAAAUCACAGUGGGACGGUACACCCCCAAUCUUGGAGUCUCUUGGGAUAUGGGUUGGGUUCCGUCAACUAUACGUCAGUUGAAGACGGUGACUAACUACUGGGCCCGGCUUUCCACCACAAACUCUUCACGAUUAAAUAAACGUAUAGCACUCUGGGCCAACAUUAAAGCUAUGAACUGUAAGAACUGGUUUUACUUUGUUAGAAAACAUUUAAAUCAUUAUGGGUUAGAGCAGUACUCUGAUUUUACUACACCAAUAUCCAAAUAUAAUAUUGUUAAGCAUAUUGGUGAAGCUAUGUUUAAACGUCAUAUAACAGAGAUCAGCACUGUGUAAAUUUAGAUGUGGAGUUGCUCCGCUCCGAAUUGAGACAGGGAGAUACGAAGGUUUACCUAUAGAAAGAAGGAUAUGUCCGUUUUGUAAUGUCAAUAACGUUAGUGUAAUUGAAAAUGAGAGCUUGAGUGUAGUAUGUACAAUGAUAUCAAUGAUACACUUUUUAGUAAGGCCAUAUUUUCUGCACCAAAUUUUAUGGACAAGAGUAUUGCUGAUAAAAUGAAAAUUAUUUUUACUUCAGAUGUUUUAACUAGAGUAUUAGCCAAAACCUGCUUUUUAAUAUUACAAAGAAGACAGUUUUAUCUGUGUAAAUAAUAUCUAUCUAUUAUAAGUGAUUUCCUUUCGAUAAUAUUGAGGGACAACUGCUAACAGAAUCAGCCUCGACAACAUUUUAAAGCCGAGUAUUAUAGUUACAUUUUAAAAAGUAAAGUUGUGUCUGGUUGGACUGAUAGGCAGUUGUUGCUCAAUUUUAUCCAUGGGUAUGUACAUAGUAGUGUGAUAUAUGUACAAAGUUCACUAUUGUAAAAAUAAUCUUUUUAUCAGUUAUUACUAUUAUUAACUUUUCUUACAUAUAGUGUUUCUAUGACACGAUAUUGUUAGAACAUAGACUUAAUAGGUUUGAGUCAUUUUCAGAAUAAGAAUGUUUGCCUUAUUCGAACAUGAAUAGAUAACAAGAGGCUUUAUUACUUGACAAGACAAAACAGUUGCUUUAAUAAAGACCACACUGGGUGUCUGUGAUCAACAAUAGUUUGUUUUUUUAUGAAAUCCACCAUUAUACUGGUAGAUUUUGUAGUCAUUGUAAAUUUAAGUUAUGUCUACAAAGUCUUCAUACAAGUGCAUACAUAUUCCUCAUUUUACUUAGUAUGCUUAAUAAUUGCUAAUGGAUUGUGACUGACUGAAUUAAAUAACUUAGUCAUAUGUUCAUUGAAAUAUGGAUUUGACUUCCACUAAACAUAUCAGUACACUCUGAGGUAACUUUCCCUCACCAGUUUCAAUCACACACACAUAAACACACACACACAAACCACACAGACAAAUGCAGACACACAUACACACAUACAUAUAUACAUUUCUGUACUUUUCUAAGUAAUCUGGUUACACACAUACACACUGGUCAGUAUGUUUUAAGUCAACUGGUAACACAUACACACAGACACCUGCACACAGACUGAAUUAAAUAACUUAAUCAUAUGUCCAUUGAAAUAUGGAUUUGACUUCAUUUUAACAUAUCAGUACACUCUAAGGUAACUUUCCCUCACCAGUUUCAAUCACACACACACACACACACACACACACAUAUAUAAACCACACAGACAAAUGCAGACACACAUACAUACAUACAUACAUAUACACAUGUCUGUACUUUUCUAAGUAAUCUGGUUACACACAUACACACAUCAGUAUGUUUUAAGUCAACUGGUAACACAUACACACUGACACCUGCACACAGACACACACUCAAGCACUCACAACACACAUGCACACACUUGCUUAUACACAUAAAUCUGUACUUGUUUAGUAAUCUGGUUGCUUUUAAUGUAUGUAUCGUUAUUUUUACUGUUUUAUACGGGCAUGUCUCUUAUAAUUCUAAAAUUGAAUGGCCAUAUACAUGUACAAUGCUGUGAUGUUUAUUUAUUUGUAUAUAUUUGAAGUUUGUAAAUGGAAUGAAAUAAAUAAAUAAAUAAAUAAAUCCAUAAAUCCUGUUUGUCAACCUCAAAAUACAAAUCUAACGUCAAUGCAUGGAUAAGUUGUUUGUUUGCUCAACACAUGUAAAUGUCUAUCAAAUUGUAAAACCAGAUAAAUAGGAUCCAAAAUUUAUUUGAGGAUUUCGUAACAUGACUAAUAAAAGUUAAUUUGAAAAAUAAUUGUUGUCAUGUUCGAACUAACGCUGUUCUGUUUAACUAAUAUUGUGCGUAAUGGCAAUUAAAUCAUUUCAUUCAGAUCGUUUGUUUUGUUUAUACUUCAAAUAAACGUCGUUUCAAUCUC